AGUUGUCCCAUUGCUAUUACUUCCUCUUGCCCUGCGCAGGCUCACAUCGCCACAGAAUGCGGAUUUCGAAGCUAAUGAGAAUAGCUAGCCAGUAAGCUAAAAACAAGCUUCUUGUUGUUAGGGUUUAGAAGGGUACAAUGUCUAAAACGUAUCCACAGCCCCCGUCAUCUUCGGUAGCGACGAGUGCCGGAGGACACUCUUCGUCCUCUUCGUCUUCGCCUGCAGGGGGGUCAACAUCUCCUGCAACCGUGUUGAACGUGCAGCCCGAGAAACCUCAACAUUACACAUAUCUGAAGGAGUUUAGAACGGAGCAGUGUCCCCUGUUCGUGCAACAUAAAUGUACACAGCACCGUCCUUUUUCCUGUUUCCACUGGCACUUCCUGAACCAGCGACGCCGCAGGCCAAUACGCAGACGGGACGGAACCUUCAACUACAGCCCAGAUGUUUACUGUACCAAAUAUGAUGAGGGAACAGGCACCUGCCCCGACGGAGAUGAGUGCCCAUUUCUGCAUCGAACAGCAGGUGACACAGAGCGCAGGUACCAUCUCCGCUACUAUAAAACUGGAUCGUGUAUCCAUGAAACUGAUGCAAAAGGCCACUGCAGCAAGAACGGCUCCCACUGUGCAUUUGCUCACGGAUCACAUGACCUACGCAGCCCCGUUUAUGACAUCAGGGAAAUGCAGGUGAUGGAGUCUCAAGGAGGCUCAGGGAUCACAGACGGAGGUGGAGGAGAUGGGCAGUCGGGACAGGCAGCGAGUACAGCCCUCAUAGAGAAGAUCUUGAGUGAGGAGCCACGCUGGCAAGAUAAUGACUACGUGCUGUCCCAUUACAAGACGGAGCUCUGUAAGAAACCACCUCGCCUGUGUCGUCAAGGUUAUGCCUGUCCGUAUUAUCACAACAGCAAAGACAGGAGACGCAGCCCACACAAGCACAAAUACAGAGCGUUGCCAUGUCCUGCGGUGAAGCAAAGUGAAGAGUGGGGAGAUCCCAGUAAAUGUGAGGGAGCUGAGUCAUGUCAGUACUGCCACACGAGAACAGAACAACAGUUCCACCCAGAGAUCUAUAAAUCCACCAAGUGCAAUGACAUGCAGCAGUGUGGCAGCUGUCCCAGAGGGCCCUUCUGUGCCUUUGCUCAUGUUGAAAAGCCCUUUGUUCCAGAGGAACCAUCAUUCCCCAACCCCAGCUCCCCUCCACCUCCUAGGCCUCCAGACCCUAUUCCUGUCCAGGAGGUUUCUGCCAGUCCCGGUUGUCACAGCAUGGGGUCUUGCUCUAUGUCGGAUCCCUUCUCUCCUUCUGCAGGCUCAUGUGUAGCAGAGCGGGGCUUUCUUGGUAGCGUUUUGUCUCUGUGUGAGGACAUGAGUGGAUCUGCAGAACCUCAGUCUCCGUGGGCGGGAGAGGGAGGGUACGGCAGGGCACCUGGCUUUGAGAGGGAAGAUCAGGCCAAACAAAGGGGUUUUGCUCUAGAGCAGCGGCACAGAGAACUAGCAUCAACUCAGAACAAACAGGACCUUCAGGUGUUUUUGCCAGUUGGCAGCCCUUUGAGUCUGUCCUCCAGUAUCCCCUCUAGUCUGGCAGCCACACCACCUAGCCCUGCUCCGCUUGGACCCCCAGGAUCCAGCAUAUCCUCUGGAAUGAAUGCUAAUGCCUUGCCCUUUUACCCGACUAGUGAAACGGUGGAAUCAGUUGUUGAAUCAGCCCUGGAUGAUCUCGACCUGAAUGACUUUGGUGUGUCGGCGUUGGAGAGAAGCUUGGAGAGCAGCUCUGCUCUGCCCAGUGUGGGAGUCAUGCUCGGAGGUAGCCAGCUUCAGAGUUCUGCCCCAGUGAACAUCCCAGGCUCUUUUAGCAGCUCCGCUGCUUUUAGCUCACCUUCACCAUCUCCCCCAGUCAGGCCGCAUGCUUCACCAUUCUUCUCUACUCAUCUGUCCCAACCUGGCCAAUCAGAGAGCAGCUUCCUGGGACCAUCUCAUAGCUCUUUAGGUCUGAAUGGUAUGAGUACUAAUAUCUGGGAGCACUUCCCAUCAGGCCAGGGGUCUCCUGGUACACCUCCUACCCUACUGCCCUCUGCUCCUUGUGCAGAGACCUCCAGGCUCAAACAGGAGCUGGAGGAAGCUCACAGGACACUGAAGCAGUGGGGUCACAGCUGGAGACACACAGCUCAGUCGUUUGCAGCACUGAAAGCGGAUGCAGAGGAGUCACGUGCCCAUGCAACGCGGUUAGCCAUGGAAGCAGAAAGAGCCAGGCAGGCUGAGGAGGAGGCGCAGAGACAAGCUACUCUCCUGCAGGAGGCGCUGGAGAGCUUAAGGAGCGGAGAUAAUCCUCAUCUGUCACUGCACCAACUCCAGCUACUACACCGGCUGCCGUUGGAGUCGGUCCUCAGUUUACAGGCUCAGCUUUGUACCUGCUUACAUGCUGUGGAACAGGUGGUGUACAGGAAACAGAGACAGUGCUGCGUGACGUGUGGAGAGCAGGGCUCGGUGUCGCUGCCCUGUGGCCAUGGACUACAGUGUGAGGGCUGCUCCACCUCUACAGAUUGCCCACUGUGCCCUGAACAGAGCCUGGAACAGCAGCUCUCUUGACCUCACAAUUCAGUGGGAC
Pundamilia nyererei is the source of this 2595-nucleotide messenger RNA. It is a transcript of the gene unk, whose product is annotated as unk zinc finger. Gene Ontology annotation, biological process: cell morphogenesis involved in neuron differentiation. The transcript has 15 exons. NCBI's taxonomy places the organism in Eukaryota, Metazoa, Chordata, Actinopteri, Cichliformes, Cichlidae. Gene Ontology annotation, molecular function: metal ion binding; mRNA CDS binding. Bases 138 to 2576 code for a protein of 812 amino acids. The record is from RefSeq and is a predicted model, not a curated record.